UUUUCACUUCCCUCAUUUGCCUUUGAAGAAACACUUGAAAAGUCCAGCAAACUUUUUAAAAUUCUCAUUUCCCAGCCAUCAACCACAUUGCCGCAACUCGGCUCCUGAGGCAAUAAAGACCAUGGAGGACGACCAUAUUCUUCUCCCACCAACUGGUUCUGCAAGACAACAAGCAAGCAAUUCUUGCAGCAAGGGGACUGCCUACACUAUCUUUUCUCUCCUGGGGGUCUUGCUCCUCGCUGGCCAGGCUGUGACCGUCUACUUUGUGUAUCAGCAUGACAACCAGAUCACCAAGCUGAACAAGAACACUCAGCAACUGAAACUGGACUCCCUGACCGGCAGCAUCUCUAAAAAUGUCCAAAGAUCAGGCCCAAAGAUGGCAAUAGCCAAUGUGAUGCCUUUGGCCCUGAAUGAACAUGAGUUUUUGCAGAUGGAAAAGAAGCUGACUAAUAGCACCGAGGAUCAAGUCAAACGCAUGCUCUUGCGAGAAAACCCAACCAGAAAUUUUCCUGAAUUAAAAAGCAACUUCAUGGAAAAUUUGGGACACCUGAAGAUCCACAUGGGUUACAAUGACUGGAAGGAGUUUGAAACCUGGAUGCACAAGUGGCUGAUCUUCCAAUUGGCCCAAAAAGCGGAUAACGAAAAAGGGAAAACCAAGUGCCAGAAGGAAGAGUGUGUUAAAGGUGUCCAUAUAGGAAAAUUAUGUGCCCAUUGUGAUAAAAAGGGGAACUAUCUGCCUAUGCAGUGCCAUUCCAGCACCGGCUAUUGCUGGUGUGUCUACAAAGAUGGUACCGAAAUUGAGGGCACUAAAAUCAGAGGACGUCCAAACUGUACUGGGAUAACUAAUCAGAGUGGACCACCAGCCCGCCCCACUCGCCGCCUCCCUGCAAUAAAUGCAACAAAAGCCCCCCAAGGCAUUUUGGAUCCUGAGAAUGCGACCUAUUCUGGAGACCAAUACUGAUGGAUCUUUUCAGAAAAUAUGAAACAAGGAAGCCAGCACAUUGGCCUAAGAAAGCCAAAUUGUCUUGGGCUUUUUUCACUUUUGCUCUGCUUGGAUGCUGAUUUCAAGGAUUACUGUAAAAGGAAUCUGCUUCUAAAUUUUUCAGUUUAAGAAUUAUCCUUAAAUGAAAAGGAAGGUAGCUUAAUUAUUACUGUCAACAAUGCUCAGUACAGAAUUAUUCUUUUAGAAAAGUGACCUAUGCUUAUCAAGGACAACAAAUAAGAAAUUAGGUAUUUCCCUGUAUAAUCAGUUCAUGCCCACCCUCCUCCCAUUCUGAUGGUUAAUCAGUUAAGAUCACUGUGCAAAUAUUUCAACAUCAAUCCUGUUCCACAUGUCCACUUACCAUCAAAUAGGAAUUUAAAAUACGACAAAGAUGCCAUUUCUCCAAAACGCUUUCUUUGCAAGGUUUAUUUCCCUCAGAUUGCCUCUCCUGAUUUUACAAAGCCCACCCAUUCAUAUCAUUAUUUACUUCAUUAUUUUCUCAACCUUGGCAGCUUCAAGGAAGGACUUCAACUCCUAGAAUUUGAAGUCCACCCAUCUUGAAGCUAACAAAGUUGAUAUGCGCCAAUUUACUAUAUUUUAUGUGAAUGAUUAGAACAAAAUCUCUAAAACAACAUUCCUGAAUUGGCGUCUUCCAGAUGUAUUAUCACAAGGUCAGAGAUCUAGGCCAGCAUAUUUGAUGUUACUCUUUAAAACAGUUUUUCUUAAUCAUGGCAAUCUAAGAUGUUUGGGCUUCAACUGAGCCAAGAAUUACUAAGGUGGAGAAAUGUUCUGGGGAUUCUGGGAGUUGCAGUCAUCUGGCAGACAUCAGGAUGGGGCACAGUAUUUUACAGGGGAGACAUCCUUACUUCCAGAAAGACCAACUUUACUAACUGGAUGGCAUAGGUAGCAUGUUUUUUUCCCCCAAGAAAAGCUUAGUAGAGUAUUAGAUUUUGGCCUGCUGACGUGUAUUCAUGCUUUCUUUAAGAAUAUCCUUAACAUAAUCUUUAGAAUAGUUAUUGAGCAAGUUAAGAUAAGCAAAGAAGUCUUUAAAACAUACUUCUAAUUGAUGAUAGGCUCUCACGUUUAUAUACCAAUCAUAGUCUAUGGUCUGUUAAUGAUGCACACUGAAUAUAUAAUCACUGAUAACAAACUAAGAUGAUUUUAAUUGUAAGCUUUUGCAAAAUAAAAAAGUAACCAAUUAAUGAA
Molecule: messenger RNA, 2188 nt
Organism: Thamnophis elegans (Western terrestrial garter snake)
Lineage: Eukaryota; Metazoa; Chordata; Lepidosauria; Squamata; Natricidae
Gene: CD74
Product: CD74 molecule
Exons: 10
Coding region: 122-961 (279 amino acids)
Biological process (GO): negative regulation of DNA damage response, signal transduction by p53 class mediator; immune response; positive regulation of peptidyl-tyrosine phosphorylation
Cellular component (GO): membrane; cytoplasm; cell surface
Molecular function (GO): cytokine receptor activity; macrophage migration inhibitory factor binding; MHC class II protein binding
Source: RefSeq, a predicted model, not a curated record